This is a messenger RNA of Chironomus riparius, 1377 nucleotides long. The record is from the annotation of a GenBank genome assembly. Lineage: Eukaryota; Metazoa; Arthropoda; Insecta; Diptera; Chironomidae.
AUGUCUACUCUAAAAUAUACCGGACGACUCUCUACAAUUGAAGUCGGUCAACUCAUUUCAAUCACUGGAAAAGUCAUUAGCAAUCCACAACGAUUUGAUUUUGAAUUGACAGCUGGAAAUGGGACUGGAACUGACUCUGGAGACAUUCAUCUUCAUAUUUCAGCGAGAUUUCAAGGAACAGAGCCUGUUGUUGUCAGAAAUACUCAUAAGAAAGGUGCUGGAUGGGAAAAGGAGGAACGACAAGAGAAUUUGUUCCCACAUAAUAGUUUAAAUCCAUUUAAACGUGGCGGUGACUUUAAAAUUGACAUUUUUAUUGAUCAAGCUGCAUUUUUCAUCACAAUUGAUGGAAAGCCAUACUGUACAUUUACUCAUCGACUGCCAGUUCACACCAUUCAAGUUAUAAACAUCGCCAGAGAUAUUGAAGCUGUUUAUCAAGUCAAUCAAACAAGUGCACAGGUCAGACCAUGGCCAGUUGUGAAUCCAAAUACUUUUGAAGCUUUUAUUCCUCGACAAUUUAACUCUGGCAAUGUGAUUGUUAUUACUGCUGUGCCUAGAGGAAAUCCAGUUGGUGACUUUUCAGUCAAUUUUUAUGAUGGAUCAAAUCGAUUCCGUACGCAUUUUCAUUUCCGUGUAUAUUUAAGUAAUCGAGCUAUUUUUGUGAACUCUCAAAAUGAAAAUGGUUCAUGGCGUACAGGAACAACAGUCUUUCCACAACCUUAUCCAUUCAAUGUCAAUCAAAACUUCAAACUAGCAAUCGCAAUCACAAAUAAUGAAUUUCAAGUCGCUUCAAAUGGUUUAAGAAUUGUGUCGAUGCCAUUUAUGGAUCACAUACAAAGACUUCUUGGCAGCAUGACUGGAAUUGAGGUGCUUUCGGACAAUGGUGUUAAUGUUGAGUUUCAGAGCGUUGAUUUUAUGAAGAUGGACCAAACUUGCAGCGGAUUUGAGAAUUUUUCAAAAAUAUAAAUUGGAUUUAUUGGGUGAUUUUUGGGGUGCACCUGAUUGUUGGGUUGUUGAUGGGGUUUUGUGAAAAAAUUGAGAAGGUUGUGAAAUAUAUUUUGACAAUUAUUUGAUGUGACCAAUCUUAAUAAACCAACUUUAAUGAGCUAAUUAUUGACAUAAACACUUGUUAAUCAAUUAAAAACAAUUGUUAUCGGUUCCAUGUCCUUAUCGAAUUUGAUGCAUUUCCAAAAAUUCUUUAAUUAUCUUUGUUUUGGUGAAUUUUUCUUAUCUUAUCUUUUUGGCAUGACUUUAAAUUGUUGAGUAAUAUUUAUUGAUUAAUCUGAAUGAAGGUGUUUCAUUUGAAGUCUUCAAAUGAUUAGAUGAUUCAUAGCUAGUAUGGCCUUUGAGCUCUGGCUACAUCCCUGCAUAUAGCAGUGA